ACGCCUUCAAGAGUGGUUGGAUGGGCAAGGUCCUUGCUGGCACUACGCCAGAGGACCAGGCGCCUUUGUCCUAUCGUGAUUACAUUCAGGACCUUAAUAAUAUGAGUGUUGUUCAAGUUGUCAUUCUAAUCCAGUUUAUCUGUGCGGCAGCUCUCACAAUAUUUGCAGUUGUGGGAGUUUCAAUCAAUCAACGAGUCGGCUUCUUACUUCUUCUUGCGCUCUUACAAUUCCUUAUUGCACUCCCAGGGUUUGGUUAUCAUUUCACGAGAAGACAACCACUUUAUGUAUCAUAUAUGGUAUUUCAAUCAAUUACACUUGGCAGCGAGAUUAUAUGGUUCAUCUAUAUAGUAGCCACAGAAAGCUACACAGCCAUUAGCAUAAUCGUUUUAGUCAUCCUAAUAUUUGUACAGGCUUCGGCUAUCCUUGCUGCUACAUUAUUCAAAAAUGUGUUUAUUAACUUGAAAGAUGUAAAACUCGUAAGACAUCACCGCGAAAGGGUAGAAGAUAAAAUUGAAGAAGGAAAUGAAGGAUCUGCAGAAACACCGAAAUCAACAAAGAAGACUUCAUCUCUUCAAGAUGAAACUCUAAGCCAAACAUCUCGCCGUCGCCGAUAUACAUCUAGGGAAUUGGAGCAAGGAGUCGAUCAAAGUAGAAGAGGAGUCCCAAGAGGGAAAAAACAUCCAAAACACGAAGAAUCUUUACGAAAGUUCAAAGAAGGCCGAAGAAAAAUGCGAGAGUUGGCACAACAGCUUAGAGAAAAAAGAGACCGUGAGAAAGCUAGGAAGACUGAGAGCAGUACUUCCGAAAAGCAUGGCACAGGUGCUAUAUCAGAGGGAGCAAGAAGCUCCAAGGAGUCAUCAAGGAGUGCUGAGGACGACAAGAAGAAAGAUGAAGUGCUUGUUUCACCGCUUGCAACUGCGAUAGAAGGCUAGGAAAUUGGUACAGAAACCUCGUUAAUUUUUGAUCGUUUGAAUACGCUCUAUUUAUCUUUCACUC
This is a messenger RNA of Cylicocyclus nassatus, 996 nucleotides long. Lineage: Eukaryota; Metazoa; Nematoda; Chromadorea; Rhabditida; Strongylidae. The record is from the annotation of a GenBank genome assembly.